AUGACCCCGCCUCAUUCUACCUCCUUCCAUCACCCCGCCCCAUGCUCCCGCUUUCCAUCACACCGCCCCAUUCUCCCGCUUUCGAUCACCGCGCCCCAUUCUCCUGCUUUCCAUCACCCCGCCCCAUUCUCCCGCUUUCCAUCACCCCGCCCCAUUCUCCCUCCUUCCAUCACCCCGCCCCAUUCUCCCGCUUUCCAUCACCCCGCCCUAUUCUCCCUCCUUCCAUCACCCCGCCCCAUUCUCCCGCUUUCCAUCACCCCGCCCCAUUCUCCCGCUUCCCAUAACCCCACCUCAUUCUCCCGCUUUCCAUCACCCCGCCACAUUCUCCCGCUUUCCAUCACCCCGCCCCAUUCUCCAUCCUUCCAUCACCCCGCCCCAUUCUCCCGCUUUCCAUCACCCCGCCCCAUUCUGCCGCUUUCCAUCACGCCGCCCCCUUCUCCAUCCUUCCAUCACCCCGCCCCAUUCUCCCUCCUUCCAUCAACCCGCCCCAUUCUCCCGCUUUCCAUCAGCCCGCCCCUUUCUCCCGCUUUCCAUCUCCCUGCCCCAUUCUCCCGCUUUCCAUCAACCCGCCCCAUUCUCCCGCUUUCCAUCACCCCGCCCCAUUCUCCCGCUUCCCAUCAUCCCGCCCCAUUCCCCCGCUUUCCAUCACCCCUCCCCAUUCUCCCUCCUUCUAUCACCCCGCCCCAUUCUCCAGCUUUCCAUUACCCGCCCCAUUCUCCCGCUUUCCAUCACCUCGCCCCAUCUCCCGCUUUCCAUCACCCCGCCCUAUUCUUUCGCUUUCCAUCACCCCGCCCCAUUCUCCUGCAUUCCAUCACCCCGCCCCAUUCACCCGCUUUCCAUCACCCGCCCCAUUCUCCUGCUUUCCAUCACCCCGCUCCAUUCUCCCGCUUUCCAUCACUCCGCCCCAUUCUCCCGCUUUCCAUCACCCCGCCCCAUUCUCCCUCCUUCCAUCACUCCGCCUCAUUCUCCCUCCUUCCAUCACCCCCCCCCAUUCUCCCGCUUUCCAUCACCCCGCCCCAUUCUCCCGCUUUCCAUCACCCAGCCCCAUUCUCCCACUUUCCAUCACCCUGCCUUAUUUUCCCGCUUUCUAUCACCCCGCCCCAUUCUCACGCUUUCCAUCACCAUGCCCCAAUCUCCCGCUUUCCAUCACCCCGCCCCAUUCUCCCUCCUUCCAUCACCCCGCCCCAUUCUCCCGCUUUCCAUCACCCCGCCCCAUUCUCCCGCUUUCCAUAUCCCCGCCUCAUUCUCCCUCCUUCCAUCACCCGCCCCAUUCUCCCUCCUUCCAUCACCCCGCCCCAUUCUCCCUCCUUCCAUCACCCUGCCCCAUUCUCCCGCUUUCCAUCAGCCCACCCCAUUCUCCCGCUUUCCAUCACCCCGCCCCAUUCUCCCGCUUUCCAUCACCCCGCCCCAUUCUCCCGCUUUCCAUCACUUAGCCCCAUUCUCCCGCUUUCCAUCACCCCACCCCAUUUUUCCUCUUUCCAUCACCCCGCCCCAUUCUCCCGCUUUCCAUCACCCUGCCCCAAUCUCCCGCUUUCCAUCACCCCGCCCCAUUCUCCCUCCUUCCAUCACCCCGCUCCAUUCUCCCGCUUUCCAUCACCCCGCCCCAUUCUCCCGCUUUCCAUCACCCAGCCCCAUUCUCCCGCUUUCCAUCACCCCGCCCCAUUCUCCCGCUUUCCAUCACCCCACCCCAUUCUCCCGCUUUCCAUCACCCCGCCCCAUUCUCCCUCCUUCCAUCACCCCGCCCCAUUCUCCCGCUUUCCAUCACCCCGCCCAACUCUCCCGCUUCCCAUAACCCCACCCCAUUCUCCCGCUUUCCAUCACCCCACCACAUUUUCCCGUUUUCUAUCACCCCGCCCCAUUCUCCCGCCUUCCAUCACCCCGCCCCAUUCUCCCGCUUUCCAUCACCCUGCCCCAUUCUCCCGAUUUCCGUCACCCCGCCCCAUUCUCCCGCUUUCCAUCACCCCGCCCCAUUCUCCCGCUUUCCAUCACCCCGCCCCAUUCUCCCGCUUUCCAUCACCCCGACCCAUUCUCCCGCUUUCCAUCACCCCGCCCCAUUCUCCUGCUUUCCAUCACCCCGCCCUCCCGCCCCAUUCUCCCGCUUUCCAUCACCCCUCCCCUUUCUCCCGCUUUCCAUCUCCCCGCCCCAUUCUCCCGCUUUCCAUCACCCCGCCCCAUUCUCCCGCUUUCCAUCACCCCGCCCCAUUCUUCCGCUUCCCAUCAUCCCGCCCCAUUCCCCCGCUUUCCAUCACCCCUCCCCUUUCUUCCUCCUUCCGUCACCCCGCCCCAUUCUCUCGCUUUCCAUCACCCCGCCCCAUUCUCCCGCUUUCCAUCACCCCGCCCCAUUCUCCCUCAUUCCAUCACCCCGCUCCAUUCUCCCGCUUUCCAUCACCCCGCCCUAUUCUCCCGCUUCCCAUAACCCCACCCCAUUCUCCCGCUUUCCAUCACCCCGCCACAUUUUCCCACUUUCCAUCACCCCGCCCCCUUCUUUCUUCUUCCAUCACCCCGCCCCAUUCUCCCUCCUUCCAUCACCCCGCCCCAUUCUCCCGCUUUCCAUCAGCCCGCCCCAUUCUCCCGCUGUCCAUCACCCCGCCCCUUUCUCCCACUUUCCAUCACCCCGCCCCAUUCUCCCGCUUUGCAUCACCCUGCCCCAUUCUCCCGCUUUCCAUCACCCCGCCCCAUUCUCCCGCUUUCCAUCACUCCGCCCCAUUCUCCCGCUUUCCAUCACCCCGACCCAUUCUCCCACUUUCCAUCACCCCGCCCCAUUCUCCCUUCGUCCAUCACCCCGCCUCAUUCUCCCUCCUUCCAUCACCCCGCCCCAUUCUCCCGCUUUCCAUCACCCCGCCCCAUUCUCCCGCUUUCCAUCACUUAGCCCCAUUCUCCCGCUUUCCAUCACCCCGCCCCAUUUUUCCUCUUUCCAUCACCCCGCCCCAUUCUCCCGCUUUCCAUCACCCUGCCCCAAUCUCCCGCUUUCCAUCACCCCGCCCCAUUCUCCCUCCUUCCAUCACCCCGCCCCAUUCUCCCGCUUUCCAUCACCCCGCCCCAUUCUCCCUCCUUCCAUCACCCCGCCCCAUUCUCCCGCUUUCCAUCACCCCGCCCCAUUCUCCUGAUUUCCGUCACCCCGCCCCAUUCUCCCGCUUUCCAUCACCCCGCCCCAUUCUCCCGCUUUCCAUCACCCCGCCCCAUUCUCCCGCAUUCCAUCAUCCCGCCCCAUUCUCCCUCCUUCCAUCAACCCGCCCCAUUCUCCCGCUUUCCAUCACUCCGCCCCAUUCUCCCUCCUUCCAUCACCCCGCCCCAUUCUCCCUCCUUCCAUCACGCCGCCCCAUUCUCCCGCUUUCCAUCACCCCGCCCCAUUCUCCCGCUUCCCAUAACCCCACCCCAUUCUCCCGCUUUCCAUCACCCCGCCAAAUUCUCCCACUUUCCAUCACCCCGCCCCCUUCUCUCUCCUUCCAUCACCCCGCCCCAUUCUCCCUCCUUCCAUCACCCCGCCCCAUUCUCCCGCUUUUCAUCAGCCCGCCCCAUUCUCCCGCUCUCCAUCACCCCUCCCCUUUCUCCCGCUUUCCAUCUCCCCGCCCCAUUCUCCCGCUUUCCAUCACCCCGCCCCAUUCUCCUGCUUUCCAUCACCCCGCCCCAUUCUUCCGCUUCCCAUCAUCCCGCCCCAUUCCCCCGCUUUCCAUCACCCCUCCCCAUUCUCCCUCCUUCCAUCACCCCGCCCCAUUCUCUCGCUUUCCAUCACCCCGCCCCGUUCUCCCGCUUUCCAUCACCCCGCCCCAUUCUCCCGCUUUCCAUCACCCCGCCCCAUUCUCCCUUCUUCCAUCACCCCGCCCCAUUCUCCCGCUUUCUAUCACCCAGCCCCAUUCUCCCUCAUUCCAUCACCCUUCCCCAUUCUCCCUCAUUCCAUCACCCCGCUCCAUUCUCCCGCUUUCCAUCACCCCGCCUCAUUCUACCGCUUCCCAUAACCCCACCCCAUUCUCCCGCUUUCCAUCACCCCGCCACAUUUUCCCACUUUCCAUCAUCCCGCCCCCUUCUCUCUCCUUCCAUCACCCUGCCCCAUUCUCCCUCCUUCCAUCACCCCGCCCCAUUCUUCCGCUUUCCAUCACCCGCCCCAUUCUCCCGCUUACCAUCACCUCGCCCCAUUCUCCCGCUUUCCAUCACCCCACCCCAUUCUUUUGCUUUCCAUCACCCCGCCCCAUUCUCCCGCUUUCCAUCACCCUGCCCCAUUCACCAGCUUUCCAUCACCCGCCCCAUUCUCCCGCUUUCCAUCACCCCGCCCCAUUCUCCCGCUUUCCAUCACCCCGCUCCAUUCUCCCGCUUUCCAUCACCCCGCCCAAUUCUCCCGCUUUCCAUCACUCCGCCCCAUUCUCCCGCUUUCCAUCACCCCGACCCAUUCUCCCACUUUCCAUCACCCCGCCCCAUUCUCCCUCCUUCCAUCACCCUGCCUCAUUCUCCCUCCUUCCAUCACCCCGCCCCAUUCUCCCGCUUUCCAUCACCCUGCCCCAUUCUCACGUUUUCCAUCACCCCGCCCCAUUUUCCCGCUUUCCAUCACCCCGCCCCAUUCUCCCGCUUUCCAUCACCCUGCCCCAAUCUCCUGCUUUCCAUCACCCCGCCCCAUUCUCCCUCCUUCCAUCACCCCGCCCCAUUCUCCCGCUUUCCAUCACCCCGCCCCAUUCUCCCGCUUUCCAUAACCCCGCCCCAUUCUCCCUCCUUUCAUCACCCGCCCCAUUCUCCCUCCUUCCAUCACUCUGCCCCAUUCUCCCUCCUUCCAUCACCCCGCCCCAUUCUCCCACUUUCCAUCGGCCCGCCCCAUUCUCCCGCUUUCCAUCACCCCGCCCCAUUCUCCCGCUUUCCAUCACCCCGCCCCAUUCUCCCGCUUUCCAUCACCCUGCCCCAUUCUCCCGCUUUCCAUCAGCCCACCCCAUUCUCCCGCUUUCCAUCACCCCGCCCCAUUCUCCCGCUUUCCAUCACCCUGCCCCAUUCUCCCUCCUUCCAUCACCCCGCCUCAUUCUACCUCCUUCCAUCACCCCGCCCCAUUCUCCUGCUUUCCAUCACCUCGCCCCAUUCUCCCGCUUUCCAUCACCCCGCCCAAUUCUUCUCCUUUCCAUCACCCCGCCCCAUUCACCCGCUUUCCAUCACCCCACCCCAUUCUCCCGCUUUCCAUCACCCCGCCCCAUUCUCCCGCUUUCCAUCACCCCGCCCCAUUCUCCCGCUUUCCAUCACCCCGCCCCAUCCUCCCGCUUUUCAUCACCCCGCCCCAUUCUCCCGCUUUCCAACACCCCGCCCCGUUCUCCUGCUUUCCAUCACCCCGCCCCAUUCUCCCGCUUUCCAUCACCUCGCCCCAUUCUCCCGCUUUCCAUCACUCCGUCCCAUUCUCCCGCUUUCCAUCACCCCGCCCCAUUCUCCCGUUUUCCAUCAACCCGCCCCAUUCUCCCUCCUUCCAUCACCCCGCCUUAUUCUCCCUCCUUCCAUCACCCCGCCCCAUUCUCCCGCUUUCCAUCACCCCGCCCCAUUCUCCCGCUUUCCAUCACCCCGCCCCAUUCUCCGGCUUUCCAUCACCCCGCCCCAUUCUCCCGCUUUCCAUCACCCCCCCACCCCAUUCACCCGCUUUCCAUCACACCGCCCCAUUCUCCCGCUUUCCAUCACCCCGCCCCAUUCUCCCGCUUUCCAUCACCCCGCCCCAUUCUCCCAUCACCUCGCCCCAUUCUCCCGCUUUCCAUCACCACGCCCCAUUCUCCCGCUUUCCAUCACCCCGCCCCAUUCUCCCGCUUUCCAUCACUCCGCCCCAUUCUCCCGCUUUCCAUCACCCUGCCCCAUUCUCCUGCUUUCCAUCACCCCGCCCCAUUCUUCUCCUUCCAUCACCCCGCCCCAUUCUCCCGCUUUCCAUCACCCCGCCCCAUUCUCCCGCUUUCCAUAACCCCGCCCCAUUCUCCCUCCUUUCAUCACCCGCCCCAUUCUCCCUCCUUCCAUCACUCUGCCCCAUUCUCCCUCCUUCCAUCACCCCGCCCCAUUCUCCCACUUUCCAUCGGCCCGCCCCAUUCUCCCGCUUUCCAUCACCCCGCCCCAUUCUCCCGCUUUCCAUCACCCCGCCCCAUUCUCCCGCUUUCCAUCACCCUGCCCCAUUCUCCCGCUUUCCAUCAGCCCACCCCAUUCUCCCGCUUUCCAUCACCCCGCCCCAUUCUCCCGCUUUCCAUCACCCUGCCCAUUCUCCCUCCUUCCAUCACCCCGCCUCAUUCUACCUCCUUCCAUCACCCCGCCCCAUUCUCCUGCUUCCCAUCACCUCGCCCCAUUCUCCCGCUUUCCAUCACCCCGCCCAAUUCUUCUCCUUUCCAUCACCCCGCCCCAUUCACCCGCUUUCCAUCACCCCACCCCAUUCUCCCGCUUUCCAUCACCCCGCCCCAUUCUCCCGCUUUCCAUCACCCCGCCCCAUUCUCCCGCUUUCCAUCACCCCGCCCCAUCCUCCCGCUUUUCAUCACCCCGCCCCAUUCUCCCGCUUUCCAACACCCCGCCCCGUUCUCCUGCUUUCCAUCACCCCGCCCCAUUCUCCCGCUUUCCAUCACCUCGCCCCAUUCUCCCGCUUUCCAUCACUCUGUCCCAUUCUCCCGCUUUCCAUCACCCCGCCCCAUUCUCCCGUUUUCCAUCAACCCGCCCCAUUCUCCCUCCUUCCAUCACCCCGCCUUAUUCUCCCUCCUUCCAUCACCCCGCCCCAUUCUCCCGCUUUCCAUCACCCCGCCCCAUUCUCCCGCUUUCCAUCACCCCGCCCCAUUCUCCGGCUUUCCAUCACCCCGCCCCAUUCUCCCGCUUUCCAUCACCCCGUCCCAUUCUCCCGCUUUCCAUCACCCCGCCCCAUUCUCCCGCUUUCCAUCACCACGCCCCAUUCUCCCUCCUUCCAUCACCCCGCCCCAUUCUCCCGCUUUCCAUCACCCCGCCCCAUUCUCCCUCCUUCCAUCACCCCGCCUCAUUCUACCUCCUUCCAUCACCCCGCCCCAUGCUCCCGCUUUUCAUCACCCCGCCCCAUUCUCCCACUUUCCAUCACCCCGCCCUAUUCUCCCGCUUUCCAUCACCCCGCCCCAUUCUCCCUCCUUACAUCACCCGGCCCCAUUCUCCCGCUUUCCAUCAGCCCACCCCAUUCACCCGCUUUCCAUCACACCGCCCCAUUCUCCCGCUUUCCAUCACCCCGCCCCAUUCUCCCGCUUUCCAUCACCCCGCCCCAUUCUCCCAUCACCUCGCCCCAUUCUCCCGCUUUCCAUCACCACGCCCCAUUCUCCCGCUUUCCAUCACCCCGCCCCAUUCUCCCGCUUUCCAUCACUCCGCCCCAUUCUCCCGCUUUCCAUCACCCUGCCCCAUUCUCCUGCUUUCCAUCACCCCGCCCCAUUCUUCUCCUUCCAUCACCCCGCCUCAUUCUACCUCCUUCCAUCACCCCGCCCCAUUCUCCCGCUUUCCAUCACCCCGCUCCAUUCUCCCGCUUUCCAUCACCCCGCCCCAUUCUCCCGCUUUCCAUCACCACGCCCCAUUCUCCCGCUUUCCAUCACCCCGCCCCAUUCUCCCUCCUUCCAUCACCCUGCCCCAUUCUACCGCUUUCCAUCACCCCGCCUCAUUCUCCCGCUUUCAAUCACCCCGCUCUAUUCUCCCGCUUUCCAUCAGCCCACCCCAUUCUCCCGCUUUCCAUCACCCCGCCCCAUUCUCCCUCCCUCCAUCACCGCGCCCCAUUCUCCCUCCUUCCAUGACCCUGCCCCAUUCUCCCUCUUUCCAUCACCCUGCCCCAUUCUCCCGCUUUCUAUCACCCCGCCCCAUUCUCCCUCUUUCCAUCACCCUGCCCCAUUCUCCCGCUUUCCAUCAUCCCGCUCCAUUCUCCCCCUUUCCAUCACCCCGCCCAAUUCUCCCUCUUUCCAUCACCCCUCCCCAUUCUCCCUCUUUCCAUCACCCCGCCCCAUUCUCCCGCUUUCCAUCACCCCGCCCCAUUCUCCCUCUUUCCAUCACCCCGCCCCAUUCUCCCGCUUUCCAUCACCCCGCCCCAUUCUCCCUCCCUCCAUCACCGCGCCCCAUUCUCCCUCCUUCCAUCACCCUGCCCCAUUCUCCCUCUUUCCAUCACCCUGCCCCAUUCUCCCGCUUUCUAUCACCCCGCCCCAUUCUCCCUCUUUCCAUCACCCUGCCCCAUUCUCCCGCUUUCCAUCAUCCUGCUCCAUUCUCCCCCUUUCCAUCACCCCGCCCAAUUCUCCCUCUUUCCAUCACCCCUCCCCAUUCUCCCUCUUUCCAUCACCCCGCCCCAUUCUCCCGCUUUCCAUCACCCCGCCCCAUUCUCCCUCUUUCCAUCACCCCGCCCCAUUCUCCCGCUUUCCAUCACCCCGCCCCAUUCUCCCUCUUUCCACCAUCCCGCCCCUUUCUCCCUGUUUCCAUCACCCCGCCCCAUUCUCCCGUUUUCCAUCACCCCACCCCAUUCUCCCUCUUUCCAUCACCCCGCCCCAUUCUCCCUCUUUCCAUCACCCCGCCCCAUUCUCACUCUUUCCAUCACCCCGCCCCAUUCUCCCUCUUUCCAUCACCCCGCCCCAUUCUCCCUCUUUCCAUCACUCCGCCCCAUUCUCCCGCUUUCCAUUUCCGCGCCCUACUCUCCAUCUUUCCAUCAUCCCGCCCCAUUCUCCCUCCUUCCAUCACCCAGCCCCAUUCUCCCUCUUUGGAUCACCCCGCCCCAUUGUCCCGCUUUCUAUCACCCCGCCCCAUUCUCCCGCUUUCCAUCAUCCCGCCCCAUUCUCCCUCUUUCCAUCACCCCGCCCCAUUCUCCCGCUUUCCAUCACCCCGCCCCAUUUUCCCUUUUCCAUCACUCCGACCCAUUCUCCCGCUUUCCAUCACCCUGCCCCAUUCUCCCUCUUUCUAUCACCCCUCCCCAUUCUCCCGCUUUCCAUCACCCCGCCCAAUUCUCCCUCUUUCUAUAACCCCUCCCCAUUCUCCCUUUUUCCAUCACCCCGCCGCAUUCUCCCGCUUUCCAUCACCCCCCCCCCCCCCAUUCUCCCUCUUUCCAUCACCCCGCCCCAUUCUCCCGCUUUCCAUGACCCCGCCCCAUUCUCCCGCUUUCCAUCACCCCGCCCCACUCUCCCGCUUUCCAUCACCCCUCCCCAUUUUCCCUUUUUCCAUCACCCCGCCCCAUUCUCCCGCUUUCCAUCACCCCGCCCUAUUCUCCCUCUUUCUAUCACCCCUCCCCAUUCUCCCGCUUUCCAUCACCCCGCCCAAUUAUCCCUCUUUCUAUCACCCCGCCCCAUUCUCCCUCUUUCUAUCACCCCUCCCCAUUCUCCCGCUUUCCAUCACCCCGCCCCAUUCUCCCGCUUUCCAUCACCCGCUCUAUUCUCCCGCUUUCCAUCACCCCGCCCAAUUCUCCCUCUUUCCAUCACCCCUCCCCAUUCUACCUCUUUCCAUCACCCCGCCCCCCACUCUCCCUCUUUCCAUCACCCCGCCCCAUUCUCCCGCUUUCCAUCACCCAACCCCAAUCUCCCUCUUUCCAUCACCCCGCCCCAUUCUCCCGCUUUCCAUAACCCCGCCCCAUUUUCCCUCUUUCCAUCACCCCGCCCCAUUCUCCUGCGUUCUAUCACCCCGCUCCAUUCUCCCGCUUUCAUUCACCCAGCCCAAUUCUCCCUCUUUCCAUCAACCCCCCCCAUUCGCCCGCUUUCCAUCACCCCGCCCCAUUCUCCCGCUUUCCAUCACCCCGCCCCAUUCUCCCUCUUUCCAUCACCCCGCCCCAUUCUCCCUCUUUCCAUCACCCCGCCCCACUCUCCCGCUUUCCAUCACCCCGCCCCAUUCUCCCUCUUUCCAUCACCCCGCCCCAUUCUCCCGCUUUCUAUGACCCCGCCCCAUUCUCCCUCUUUCCAUCACCCCGCCCCAUUCUCCCUCUUUCCAUCACCCCGCCCCAUUCUCCCUCUUUCCAUCACCCCGCCCCAUUCUCCCUCUUUCCAUCACCCCGCCCCAUUCUCCCGCUUUCCAUUACCGCGCCCCACUCUCUAUCUUUCCAUCACCCCGCCCCAUUCUCCCGCCUUCCAUCACCCAGCCCCAUUCUCCCUCUUUACAUCACCCCGCCCCAUUCUCCCGCUUUCUAUCACCCAGCCCCAUUCUCCCGCUUUCCAUCACCCCGCCCCAUUCUCCCUCUUUCCAUCACCCCGCCCCAUUCUCCCGCUUUCCAUCACCCCGCCCCAUUUUCUCUCUUUCCAUCACCCCGCCCCAUUCUCCCGCUUUCCAUCACCCCGUCCCAUUCUCCCUCUUUCUAUCACCCCUCCCCAUUCUCCCGCUUUCCAUCACCCCGCCCAAUUCUCCCUCUUUCUAUCACCCCUCCCCAUUCUCCCCUUUUCCAUCCCCCCGCCCCAUUCUCCCGCUUUCCAUCACCCCGCCCCAUUCUCCCUCUUUCCAUCAGCCCGCCCAAUUCUCCCGCUUUCCAUUACCCCGCCCCAUUCUCUCGCUUUCCAUCACCCCGCCCCAUUCUCCCGCUUUCCAUCACCCCGCCCCAUUUUCCCUCUUUCCAUCACCCCGCCCCAUUCUCCCGCUUUCUAUCACCCCGCCCCAUUCUCCCUCUUUCUAUCACCCCUCCCCAUUCUCCCGCUUUCCAUCACCCCGCCCAAUUAUCCCUCUUUCUAUCACCCCUCCCCAUUCUCCCUCUUUCUAUCACCCCGCCCCAUUCUCCCGCUUUCCAUCACCUCGCUCCAUUUUCCCUCUUUCCAUCACCCCGCCCCAUUCUCCCUCUUUCCAUCACCCCGCCACAUUCUCCCGCUUUCCAUCACCCCUCCCCAUUCUCCCUCUUUCCGUCACCCCGCCCCAUUCUCCCACUUUCCGUCACCCCGCCCCAUUCUCCCGCUUUCCAUCACCCCGCUCCAUUCUCCCUCUUUCCAUCACCCCAACCCCAUUCUCCCGCUUUCCAUCACCCCGCCCCAUUCUCCCUCUUUCCAUCACCCCGCCCCAUUCUCCCGCUUUCCAUCACCCCGCCUCAUUCUCCCGCUUUCAAUCACCCCGCUCUAUUCUCCCGCUUUCCAUCACCCCGCCCAAUUCUCCCUCUUUCCAUCACCCCUCCCCAUUCUACCUCUUUCCGUCACCCCGCCCCCCAUUCUCCCUCUUUCCAUCACCCCGCCCCAUUCUCCCGCUUUCCAUCACCCCGCCCCAUUCUCCCUCUUUCCAUCACCCCGCCCCCUUUUCCCUCUUUCCAUCACCCCGCCCCAUUCUCCCGCUCUCCAUCCCCCGCCCCAUUCUCCCUCUUUCUAUCACUCCGCCCCAUUCUCCCGCUUUCCAUCACCCCGCCCCAUUUUCCCUCUUUCCAUCACCCCGCCCCAUUCUCCCUCUUUCCAUCACCCCGCCACAUUUUCCCGCUUUCCAUCACCCCUCCCCAUUCUCCCUCUUUCCAUCACCCUGCCCCAUUCUCCCACUUUCCGUCAUCCCGCCCCAUUCUCCCGCUUUCCAUCACCCCGCCCCAUUCUCCCUCUUUCCAUCAGCCCGCCCAAUUCUCCCGCUUUCCAUUACCCCGCCCCAUUCUCUCGCUUUCCAUCACCCCGCCCCAUUCUCCCGCUUUCCAUCACCCCGACCCAUUUUCCCUCUUUCCAUCACCCCGCCCCAUUCUCCCUCUUUCCAUCACCCCGCCACAUUUUCCCGCUUUCCAUCACCCCUCCCCAUUCUCCCUCUUUCCAUCACCCUGCCCCAUUCUCCCACUUUCCGUCAUCCCGCCCCAUUCUCCCGCUUUCCAUCACCCCGCCCCAUUCUCCCUCUUUCCAUCAGCCCGCCCAAUUCUCCCGCUUUCCAUUACCCCGCCCCAUUCUCUCGCUUUCCAUCACCCCGCCCCAUUCUCCCGCUUUCCAUCACCCCGCCCCAUUUUCCCUCUUUCCAUCACCCCGCCCCAUUCUCCCGCUUUCCAUCACCCCGCCCCAUUCUCCCUCUUUCUAUCACCCCUCCCCAUUCUCCCGCUUUCCAUCACCCCGCCCAAUUCUCCCUCUUUCUAUCACCCCUCCCCAUUCUCCCUCUUUCUAUCACCCCGCCCCAUUCUCCCGCUUUCCAUCACUCCGCUCCAUUUUCCCUCUUUCCAUCACCCCGCCCCAUUCUCCCUCUUUCCAUCACCCCGCCACAUUCUCCCGCUUUCCAUCACCCCUCCCAAUUCUCCCUCUUUCCGUCACCCCGCCCCAUUCUCCCACUUUUCGUCACCCCGCCCCAUUCUCCCGCUUUCCAUCACCCCGCUCCAUUCUCCCUCUUUCCAUCACCCCAACCCCAUUCUCCCGCUUUCCAUCACCCCGCCCCAUUCUCCCUCUUUCCAUCACCCCGCCCCAUUCUCCCGCUUUCCAUCACCCCUCCCCAUUCUCCCGCUUUCCAUCACCCCGCCCAAUUCUCCCUCUUUCUAUCACCCCUCCCUAUUCUCCCCUUUUCCAUCCCCCCGCCCUAUUCACCCACUUUCCAUCACCCCGCCCCAUUCUCCCGCUUUCCAUCACCCCGCUCUAUUCUCCCGCUUUCCAUCACCCCGCCCAAUUCUCCCUCUUUCCAUCACCCCUCCCCAUUCUACCUCUUUCCAUCACCCCGCCCCCCAUUCUUCCUCUUUCCAUCACCCCGCCCCAUUCUCCCGCUUUCCAUCACCCCGCCCCAUUCUCCCUCUUUCCAUCACCCCGCCCUAUUUUCCCUCUUUCCAUCACCCCGCCCCAUUCUCCCGCUUUCCAUCACCCCGCCCCAUUCCCCCUCUUUCUAUCACCCCUCCCGCUUCUCCCGCUUUCCAUCACCCCGCCCAAUUCUCCCUCUUUCCAUCACCCCUCCCCGUUCUCCCUCUUUCCAUCACCCCGCCCCAUUCUCCCGCUUUCCAUUACCCCGCUCCUUUCUCCCACUUUCCAUCACCCCGCCCAAUUCUCCCUCUUUCCAUCACCCCUCCCCGUUCUCCCUCUUUCCAUCACCCCGCCCAAUUCUCCCUCUUUCCAUCACCCCGCCCCAUUCUUCCUCUUUCCAUCACCCCACCCCAUUCUCUCUCUUUCCAUCACCCCACCCCAUUCUCCCGCUUUCCAUCACGCCGCCCCAUUUUCCCUCUUUCCAUCACCCCGCCCCAUUCUCCCGCUUUCCAUCACCCUGCCCCAUUUUCCCUCUUUCCAUCACCCCGCCCCAUUCUCCCGCUUUCCAUCACCCCGCCCCAUUCUCCCUCUUUCUAUCACCCCUCCCCCUUCUCCCGCUUUCCAUCACCCCGCCCAAUUCUCCCUCUUUCUAUCACCCCUCCCCAUUCUUCCUCUUUCUAUCACCCCGCCCCAUUCUCCCGCUUUCCAUCACCCCGCCCCAUUUUCCCUCUUUCCAUCACCCCGCCCCAUUCUCCCUCUUUCCAUCACCCCGCCACAUUCUCCCGCUUUCCAUCACACCUACCCAUUCUCCCUCUUUCCAUCACCCCGCCCCAUUCUCCCACUUUCCGUCACCCCGCCCCAUUCUCCCGCUUUCCAUCACCCCGCUCCAUUCUCCCUCUUUCCGUCACCCCGCCCCAUUCUCCCGCUUUCCAUCACCUCGCCCCAUACUCCCUCUUUCCAUCACCCGGCCCCAUUCUCCCGCUCUCCAUCACCCCGCUCCUUUCUCCCGCUUUCCAUCACCCCGCCCAAUUCUCCCUCUUUCCAUCACCCCUCCCCGUUCUCCCUCUUUCCAUCACCCCGCCCGAUUCUCCCUCUUUCCAUCACCCCGCCCCAUUCUUCCUCUUUCCAUCACCCUGCCCCAUUCUCUCUCUUUCCAUCACCCCGCCCCAUUCUCCCGCUUUCCAUCACGCCGCCCCAUUUUCCCUCUUUCCAUCACCCCGCCCCAUUCUCCCGCUUUCCAGCACCCCGCCCCAUUCUCCCUCUUUCUAUCACCCCUCCCCAUUCUCCCGCUUUCCAUCACCCCGCCCCAUUUUCCCUCUUUCCAUCACCCCGCCCCAUUCUCCCUCUUUCCAUCACCCCGCCACAUUCUCCCGCUUUCCAUCACCCCUACCCAUUCUCCCUCUUUCCAUCACCCCGCCCCAUUCUCCCCCUUUCCGUCACCCCGCCCCAUUCUCCCGCUUUCCAUCACCCCGCCCCAUUUUCCCGCUUUCCAUCACCCCGCCCCAUUCUCCCUCUUUCUAUCACCCCUCCCCCUUCUCCCGCUUUCCAUCACCCCGCCCAAUUCUCCCUCUUUCUAUCACCCCUCCCCAUUCUCCCUCUUUCCAUCACCCCGCCCCAUUCUCCCGCUUUCCAUCACCUCGCCCCAUUUUCCCUCUUUCCAUCAUCCCGCCCCAUUCUCCCUCUUUCCAUCACCCCGCCACAUUCUCCCGCUUUCCAUCACACCUACCCAUUCUCCCUCUUUCCAUCACCCCGCCCCAUUCUCCCACUUUCCGUCACCCCGCCCCAUUCUCCCGCUUUCCAUCACCCCGCUCCAUUCUCCCUCUUUCCGUCACCCCGCCCCAUUCUCCCGCUUUCCAUCACCUCGCCCCAUACUCCCUCUUUCCAUCACCCUGCCCCAUUCUCCCGCUCUCCAUCACCCCGCUCCUUUCUCCCGCUUUCCAUCACCCCGCCCAAUUCUCCCUCUUUCCAUCACCCCUCCCCGUUCUCCCUCUUUCCAUCACCCCGCCCAAUUCUCCCUCUUUCCAUCACCCCGCCCCAUUCUUCCUCUUUCCAUCACCCCGCCCCAUUCUCUCUCUUUCCAUCACCCCGCCCCAUUCUCCCGCUUUCCAUCACGCCGCCCCAUUUUCCCUCUUUCCAUCACCCCGCCCCAUUCUCCCGCUUUCCAUCACCCCGCCCCAUUCUCCCUCUUUCUAUCACCCCUCCCCAUUCUCCCGCUUUCCAUCACCCCGCCCCAUUUUCCCUCUUUCCAUCACCCCGCCCCAUUCUCCCUCUUUCCAUCACCCCGCCACAUUCUCCCGCUUUCCAUCACCCCUACCCAUUCUCCCUCUUUCCAUCACCCCGCCCCAUUCUCCGACUUUCCGUCACCCCGCCCCAUUCUCCCGCUUUCCAUCACCCCGCUCCAUUCUCCCUCUUUCCGUCACCCCGCCCCAUUCUCCCGCUUUCCAUCACCUCGCCCCAUACUCCCUCUUUCCAUCACCCUGCCCCAUUCUCCCGCUUUCCAUCACCCCUCUCCUUUCUCCCACUUUCCAUCACCCCGCCCAAUUCUCCCUCUUUCCAUCACCCCUCCCCGUUCUCCCUCUUUCCAUCACCCCGCCCAAUUCUCCCUCUUUCCAUCACCCCGCCCCAUUCUUCCUCUUUCCAUCACCCCGCCCCAUUCUCUCUCUUUCCAUCACCCCGCCCCAUUCUCCCGCUUUCCAUCACGCCGCCCCAUUUUCCCUCUUUCCAUCACCCCGCCCCAUUCUCCCGCUUUCCAUCACCCCGCCCCAUUCUCCCUCUUUCUAUCACCCCUCCCCAUUCUCCCGCUUUCCAUAACCCGCCCCAUUUUCCCUCUUUCCAUCACCCCGCCCCAUUCUCCCGCUUUCCAUCACCCCGCCCCAUUCUCCCUUUUUCCAUCACCCCGCCCCAUUUUCCCUCUUUCCAUCACCCCGCCCCAUUCUCCCGCUUUCCAUCACCCCGCCCCAUUCUCCCUCUUUCUAUCACCCCUCCCCCUUCUCCCGCUUUCCAUCACCCCGCCCAAUUCGCCCUCUUUCUAUCACCCCUCCCCAUUCUCCCUCUUUCUAUCACCCCGCCCCAUUCUCCCGCUUUCCAUCACGCCGCCCCAUUUUCCCUCUUUCCAUCACCCCGCCCCAUUCUCCCGCUUUCCAUCACCCCGCCCCAUUCUCCCUCUUUCUAUCACCCCUCCCCAUUCUCCCGCUUUCCAUCAUCCCGCCCCAUUUUCCCUCUUUCCAUCACCCCGCCCCAUUCUCCCUCUUUCCAUCACCCCGCCACAUUCUCCCACUUUCCAUCACCCCUCCCCAUUCCCCCUCUUUCCAUCACCCCGCCCCAUUCUACCACUUUCUAUCACCCCGCCCCAUUCUCCCGCUUUCCAUCACCCCGCUCCAUUCUCCCUCUUUCCAUCACCCCGCCCCAUUCUCCCUCUUUCCAUCACCCCGCCCCAUUCUCCCUCUUUCCAUCACCCCGCCCCAUUCUCCCUCUUUCCAUCACCCCGCCCCAUUCUCCCGCUUUCCAUUACCGCGCCCCACUCUCUAUCUUUCCAUCACCCCGCCCCAUUCUCCCGCUUUCCAUCACCUCGCCCCAUACUUCCUCUUUCCAUCACCCCGCCCCAUUCUCCCGCUUUCCAUCACCCCGCUCCUUUCUCCCGCUUUCCAUCACCCCGCCCAAUUCUCCCUCUUUCCAUCACCCCUCCCCGUUCUCCCUCUUUCCAUCACCCCGCCCAAUUCUCCCUCUUUCCAUCACCCCGCCCCAUUCUCCCGCUUUCCAUCACCCCGCCCCAUUCUCCCUCUUUCUAUCACCCCUCCCCAUUCUCCCGCUUUCCAUCACCCCGCCCCAUUUUCCCUCUUUCCAUCACCCCGCCCCGUUCUCCCGCUUUCCAUCACCCCGCCCCAUUCUCCCUCUUUCCAUCACCCCGCCCCAUUUUCCCUCUUUCCAUCACCCCGCCCCAUUCUCCCGCUUUCCAUCACCCCGCCCCAUUCUCCCUCUUUCUAUCACCCCUCCCCCUUCUCCCGCUUUCCAUCACCCCGCCCAAUUCUACCUCUUUCUAUCACCCCUCCCCAUUCUCCCUCUUUCUAUCACCCCGCCCCAUUCUCCCGCUUUCCAUCACCCCGCCCCAUUUUCCCUCUUUCCAUCAACCCGCCCCAUUCUCCCUCUUUCCAUCACCCCGCCACAUUCUCCCGCUUUCCAUCACCCCUACCAAUUCUCCCUCUUUCCAUCACCCCGCCCCAUUCUCCCACUUUCCGUCACCCCGCCCCAUUCUCCCGCUUUCCAUCACCCCGCUCCAUUCUCCCUCUUUCCAUCACCCCGCCCCAUUCUCCCUCUUUCUAUCACCCCUCCCCCUUCUCCCGCUUUCCAUCACCCCGCCCAAUUCUCCCUCUUUCUAUCACCCCUCCCCAUUCUCCCUCUUUCCAUCACCCCGCCCCAUUCUCCCGCUUUCCAUCACCCCACCCCAUUUUCCCUCUUUCCAUCAUCCCGCCCCAUUCUCCCUCUUUCCAUCACCCCGCCACAUUCUCCCGCUUUCCAUCACACCUACCCAUUCUCCCUCUUUCCAUCACCCCGCCCCAUUCUCCCACUUUCCGUCACCCCGCCCCAUUCUCCCGCUUUCCAUCACCUCGCCCCAUACUCCCUCUUUCCAUCACCCCGCCCCAUUCUCCCGCUUUCCAUCACCCCGCUCCUUUCUCCCGCUUUCCAUCACCCCGCCCAAUUCUCCCUCUUUCCAUCACCCCUCCCCGUUCUCACUCUUUCCAUCACCCCGCCCAAUUCUCCCUCUUUCCAUCACCCCGCCCCAUUCUUCCUCUUUCCAUCACCCCGCCCCAUUCGCUCUCUUUCCAUCACCCCGCCCUAUUCUCCCGCUUUCCAUUACGCCGCCCCAUUUUCCCUCUUUCCAUCACCCCGCCCCAUUCUCCCGCUUUCCAUCACCCCGCCCCAUUCUCCCGCUUUCUAUCACCCAGCCCCAUUCUCCCGCUUUCCAUCACCCCGCCCCAUUUUCUCUCUUUCCAUCACCCCGCCCCAUUCUCCCGCUUUCCAUCACCCCGCCCCAUUCUCCCUCUUUCUAUCACCCCUCCCCAUUCUCCCGCUUUCCAUCACCCCGCCCAAUUCUCCCUCUUUCUAUCACCCCUCCCCAUUCUCCCCUUUUCCAUCCCCCCGCCCCAUUCUCCCGCUUUCCAUCACCCCGCCCCAUUCUCCCUCUUUCCAUCAGCCCGCCCAAUUCUCCCGCUUUCCAAUACCCCGCCCCAUUCUCUCGUUUUCCAUCACCCCGCCCCAUUCUCCCGCUUUCCAUCACCCCGCCCCAUUUUCCCUCUUUCCAUCACCCCGCCCCAUUCUCCCGCUUUCCAUCACCCCGCCCCAUUCCCCCUCUUUCUAUCACCCCGCCCCAUUCUCCCGCUUUCCAUCACCCCGCCCAAUUCUCCCUCUUUCUAUCACCCCUCCCCAUUCUCCCUCUUUCUAUCACCCCGCCCCAUUCUCCCGCUUUCCAUCACCCCGCUCCAUUUUCCCUCUUUCCAUCACCCCGCCCCAUUCUCCCUCUUUCCAUCACCCCGCCACAUUCUCCCGCUUUCCAUCACCCCUCCCCAUUCUCCCUCUUUCCGUCAACCCGCCCCAUUCUCCCACUUUCCCUCACCCCGCCCCAUUCUCCCGCUUUCCAUCACCCCGCUCCAUUCUCCCUCUUUCCAUCACCCCAACCCCAUUCUCCCGCUUUCCAUCACCCCGCCCCAUUCUCCCUCUUUCCAUCACCCCGCCCCAUUCUCCCGCUUUCCAUCACCCCGCCUCAUUCUCCCGCUUUCAAUCACCCCGCUCUAUUCUACCGCUUUCCAUCACCCCGCCCAAUUCUCCCUCUUUCCAUCACCCCUCCCCAUUCUACCUCUUUCCAUCACCCCGCCCCCCAUUCUCCCUCUUUCCAUCACCCCGCCCCAUUCUCCCGCUUUCCAUCACCCCGCCCCAUUCUCCCACUUUCCAUCACCCCGCCCCAUUUUCCCUCUUUCCAUCACCCCGCCCCAUUCUCCCGCUCUCCAUCACCCCGCCCCAUUCUCCCUCUUUCUAUCACCCCGACCCAUUCUCCCGCUUUCCAUCACCCCGCCCCAUUUUCCCUCUUUCCAUCACCCCGCCCCAUUCUCCCUCUUUCCAUCACCCCGCCACAUUUUCCCGCUUUCCAUCACCCCUCCCCAUUCUCCCUCUUUCCAUCACCCCGCCCCAUUCUCCCACUUUCCCCCGCCCAAUUCUCCCGCUUUCCACUACCCCGCCCCAUUCUCUCGCUUUCCAUCACCCCGCCCCAUUCUCCCGCUUUCCAUCACCCCGCCCCAUUCUCCCUCCUUCCAUCACCCCGCCCCAUUCUCCCGCUUUCCAUCACCCCGCCCCAUUCUCCCUCUUUCUAUCACCCCUCCCCAUUCUCCCGCUUUCCAUCACCCCGCCCAAUUCUCCCUCUUUCUAUCACCCCUCCCCAUUCUCCCUCUUUCUAUCACCCCGCCCCAUUCUCCCGCUUUCCAUCACUCCGCUCCAUUUUCCCUCUUUCCAUCACCCCGCCCCAUUCUCCCUCUUUCCAUCACCCCACCACAUUCUCCCGCUUUCCAUCACCCCUCCCCAUUCUCCCUCUUUCCGUCACCCCGCCCCAUUCUCCCACUUUCCGUCACCCCGCCCCAUUCUCCCGCUUUCCAUCACCCCGCUCCAUUCUCUCUCUUUCCAUCACCCCAACCCCAUUCUCCCGCUUUCCAUCACCCCGCCCCAUUCUCCCUAUUUCCAUCACCCCUCCCCAUUCUCCCGCUUUCCAUCCCCCCGCCCUAUUCUCCCGCUUUCCAUCACCCCGCCCCAUUCUCCCUCUUUCCAUCACCCCGCCCCAUUCUCCCCCUUUCCAUUACCCCGCCCCAUUCUCCCGCUUUCCAUCACCCCGCCCCAUUUUCCCUCUUUCUAUCACCCCGCCCCAUUCUCCCGCUUUCCAUCACCUCGCCCCAUUCUCCCUCUUUCUAUCACCCCUCCCCAUUCUCCCGCUUUCCAUCACCCCACCCAAUUCUCCCUCUUUCUAUCACCCCUCCCCAUUCUCCCUCUUUCUAUCACCCCGCCCCAUUCUCACGCUUUCCAUCCCCCCGCCCUAAUCUCCCGCUUUCCAUCACCCCGCCCCAUUCUCCCUCUUUCCAUCACCCCGCCCCAUUCUCCCCCUUUCCAUUACCCCGCCCCAUUCUCCCGCUUUCCAUCACCCCGCCCCAUUCUCCCGCUUUCCAUCACCCCGCCCCAUUUUCCCUCUUUCCAUCACCCCGCCCCAUUCUCCCGCUUUCCAUCACCCCGCCCCAUUUUCCCUCUUUCCAUCACCCCGCCCCAUUCUCCUGCUUUCCAUCACCCCACCCAAUUCUCCCUCUUUCUAUCACCCCUCCCCAUUUUCCCUCUUUCCAUCACCCCGCCCCAUUCUCCCUCUUUCCAUCACCCCGCCACAUUCUCCUGCUUUCCAUCACCCCUUCCCAUUCUCCCUCUUUCCAUCACCCCGCCCCAUUCUCCCACUUUCCGUCACCCCGCCCAAUUCUCCCGCUUUCCAUCACCCCGCUCCAUUCUCCCUCUUUCCAUCACCCCAACCCCAUUCUCCCGCUUUCCAUUACCCCGCCCCAUUCUCCCUCUUUCCAUCACCGCGCCCCAUUCUCUCGCUUUCCAUCACCCCGCCCCAUUCUCCCGCUUUCCAUCACCCCGCUCUAUUCUCCCGCUUUCCAUCACCCCGCCCAAUUCUCCCUCUUUCCAUCACCCCUCCCCAUUCUACCUCUUUCCAUCACCCCGCCCCCCAUUCUCCCUCUUUCCAUAA
Molecule: messenger RNA, 20301 nt
Organism: Closterium sp. NIES-65
Lineage: Eukaryota; Viridiplantae; Streptophyta; Zygnematophyceae; Desmidiales; Closteriaceae
Source: the annotation of a GenBank genome assembly